Phoenix dactylifera (date palm) is the source of this 1626-nucleotide messenger RNA. RefSeq lists its product as uncharacterized. Lineage: Eukaryota; Viridiplantae; Streptophyta; Magnoliopsida; Arecales; Arecaceae. The record is from RefSeq and is a predicted model, not a curated record.
AAAUUUUAGCCAAGUACAUGCAUGGUAUGCACGUGGCACCGUGGAAUGCUGUAUAAUUGUGGAUAGCCGUCCAUUUUUUGAUGGUGAAGAUAGACGGCGAUCCAGAGAUGCAGAGUAUUCUGUGGUCCACAACCCGCACCGCAAAGGUCCUAAUUGAAAAUUUUUUCCCUAAUAGCUUUGAUAGUGAAUAUUAUUAGACUAAUACUAACAGAAAAAUAAUGGUAUUGGUAGUAAAUUAAGUUGAUUAAACCUGAACUUUUUUGACCGUCAUAUGUUUAACAUGGAGGCCCCCCGGAGCGGUACCGAGAGAGAUGCUUUUCCUCUCUCUCUCCUUUUUUUCCCUCCUUUAUAUAUUUUGGUACUGAGUCACGAGAGACGGGAAGAAGAGCGGCGAGAUGGGAGGCGGGGGCGGGGAGGCGGCGGCGUCGGCGGCAGCGAGCGCGUGUUCGUCGUCGCCGUCGGUGGCGUCGCCGAACGGGAAGAGGGGGAGAGAUCCGGAGGAUGAGGUCUACCUCGACAACUUCCAUUCCCACAAGCGUUAUCUUAGCGAGAUAAUGGCUUCCAGUAUGAAUGGAUUGUCAGUGGGGGAUUCCCUCCCUGAGAAUCUCAUGGAAUCCCCAGCAAGAUCUGAAAGCAUAUGUUACCCCAGGGAUGAGAUUGCCUCACAGUACUCUCCAAUGUCAGAAGAUUCAGAUGAUUCCCGAUACUGCGAAACCCCAUUAAACACCACCGCCAUCCAGUCUGAUGUCAUGAGUAACCCUACCAGUCCAGUUUCUCCCCACAGGCAUCAGAAAGUGACGGUGUUCUCUUCUUCCAAUCCUUACCCUCUUCCUAGCUGUACCCUUGCCUCUGUUGUCUGCUCCCAUCCACGCCACCAACGUGGAUCAGACUCAGAAGGUCGCUUCCCAUCUUCACCAAAUGAUGUGUGCCACACAGCAGACCUCAGACGGGCUGCGCUGUUGAGAUCGGUGCAGAUGAGAGCACAGCCUCAUUGCCCACCUGCAUAUGAGUUGCCUUUUAAUGGCGGGCAAGAGAAUAUUCAGAGUGUAGAAGAUGGGGAAGACCGGUCCUUCUCAUGUAUUAAAACUCUAGAUGAUGAAACUGGUUAUCAAAGCCCGGAACCUGAAGCAGAUUUCAUUGAGGAUUGCUCAUCGAUGGAGGGUCUCUCAGAGUCGAAGCUUAGCCAAGUGUAAAUAUCAUGUGGUGUUAUUCAGGCAUGGGAAGUUUAGAGAGUAUGUGGAAGAGAAGGCACUGAAGGAAAAUGGUGUCGUAAAAUGGAUCAACAGUUCAGCUUGUUCCAAGAGAUGAUGCAGAUAUUUCUCUUGGACUCAUGGACUCGCCAGAAUUCUCUUGUACAUCUGGAGGGAGGCGUGUUGAUCCUUUUUCUUUUUUAUUUGUACAAAUCUACAUGCUAACUUUUGGAGCCAAAGGAAUGCUCUUGAACUUUGCUUGAUUGUUAAAAUUGCUCGACAUGCAGGAACUAGGUCAAGUAUUCCUUUAUGAGGUGCCACUGCCCUUUAAAAUUCAGAUGCAAGUUAGUUCUGAUAUCACUUGAACAAAAUAUUCAGGUUUGCUGGCUUGUGUAGGUUUUGCUGUUUUUAGAGCAUGAAUAUCAAAUGUCCCCAA